Molecule: messenger RNA, 786 nt
Organism: Fusarium sp. VM40
Lineage: Eukaryota; Fungi; Ascomycota; Sordariomycetes; Hypocreales; Nectriaceae
Source: the annotation of a GenBank genome assembly
AUGGAUCACCGUCCGCAAGCUUGGGGCCGUCCUAGAGACGAUGUUUACGGCGCCUACGAUGCCACCUUCAUGAGCGACAAUGGCCCCAAGCAAAACACCCAGCAGCCUAUCGUCACCGGUACCUCCGUCAUCGCCAUCAAGUACAAGGAUGGUGUUGUCAUGGCCGCCGAUAACCUAGCUUCAUACGGCUCUUUGGCCCGAUUCACCGACGUCAAGCGACUCCGCUCUUUCGCCGGUACCUCUGUUGUUGGCUUCAGCGGCGACAUCUCCGACAUGCAGUAUCUCGACCGCCACCUCAUCGACCUCUCCCUCGACGAGGCCUACACCUCCCCCGACACCCCGCGCCUCAACGCCGCCAACCUUCACACCUACCUUGCAAAGCUUCUCUACCGCCGUCGUUCGAAGUUCGACCCUCUGUGGAACCAUCUCCUCGUCGCUGGUCUUGAUGACGAUGACAAGCCUUUCCUCGCCGCUGCCGACCUUCUUGGUAGUACCUACAGUGCCCCCAGUCUGGCCACCGGUUUCGGUGCCAUGCUGGCUCAGCCCAUUAUGCGUCGCCAUGUGCCCGACGAGGAGGCUUCCCAGAAGUUGGAUAAGGAAGAGGCCGUCAAGAUUAUCAAGGAGUGCAUGAAGGUCCUGUACUACCGUGAUGCUCGCAGUUUGGAUUCUUACUCGAUGGCUAUUGUCACAAAGGAGGGUGUAGAGAUCAACGAAGGCUUGCAGCUCGAGGCCCAGAGCUGGGCCUUUGCAGAGAGAAUUCGGGGCUACGGUACCCAGACUGUCUAA